Messenger RNA from Bemisia tabaci, 2541 nucleotides. It is a transcript of the gene Tbh, whose product is annotated as Tyramine beta hydroxylase. Gene Ontology annotation, biological process: dopamine catabolic process; octopamine biosynthetic process; norepinephrine biosynthetic process. The record is from RefSeq and is a predicted model, not a curated record. Gene Ontology annotation, molecular function: dopamine beta-monooxygenase activity; copper ion binding. Lineage: Eukaryota; Metazoa; Arthropoda; Insecta; Hemiptera; Aleyrodidae. Gene Ontology annotation, cellular component: secretory granule membrane.
UCCCGUCUUGGCAGUCGAGUCCGCGGAGCUCCUUCGCUGGUCGUCCCUUUCGCGAUGCUCCAGUCCCUUUUCAUCCUCCUGCUCUACGCAACACGCUCCCUCGCCCACUUUCAUCCUCACGUCCAUGCCAACCAACAAACCCACCCCUACACUCACGGCAAAACCAAAACCUUCCAGGUUCCUUUAGAUGGGUCCUCCAACGCCACCCUCCGUUGGGCCCUCAACUAUCCCCAGCAGAAGGUGUUUCUAGCAGUCAGAACGCCCCUCAGCGAGAAGGGAUGGUUCGGUAUCGGGUUUUCUGACUACGGCGAACUCACUGACGCGGAUCUGUGUUUCUUUUGGAUUGACUUCAAGGAGCGCGUCCAUUUUGAGGAUGUUCACACGGACGAAGAGGGCCGUAUCUUUGUCGAUGAACAAAAUGAUUGCCUUAACUUUGACUUCGCAAGAGAGGGUGAAGAUAUUUUAUUUUUCUACACCAGAAAAUUUGACACAUGUGAUUCUGGUGACUAUGUAAUUGAGGAAGGAACAACUCACAUUGUUUGGGUCAAGGGCUCGAGUCCAUUGUUCAAGCUCGAGGGUCUGAAUGUGGCGGAAGCCGAGAAAUCGGGGAUGCAGCGGACUCAGCUCUUGAAGAAUAUCAACGCGGACCCGGAUUUAGAUGCGGGAUCGUGGCCGGUGAAAAUCUUGAACUCUCAAGUAAAAGUCCCCGAUGUGGAGACAACUUACUGGUGCACACUUCACAAACUCCCCGAGGAGCUCCGGGAAAAACAUCACAUAAUUGCGUACGAAGCUGUCAUAGAACCAUCAAGCGAAGGAAUAGUUCACCACAUGGAGGUGUUCCACUGCGUCGCCGGUCCAGGAGAUGAGAUUCCAGAUUAUGCUGGUUCAUGCUCAGACUUCGAGAGACCUGAAAAAACCAAAGUCUGCAAAAAAGUCAUCGCGGCUUGGGCAAUGGGAGCCACACCGUUCUUUUACCCUAAGGAGGCAGGUUUGCCAAUCGGAGGACCAGAUUAUAAUUUAUACGUCAUGCUUGAGGUGCACUACCAUAAUCCUGAUAAAAGAGGAGAUGUCAUCGAUAGUUCCGGCAUCCAGUUGACACUGACAUCCAGACUACGACCAUAUGACGCAGGUGUGAUGGAACUGGGAUUAGAAUACACGAAUAAAAUGGCGAUACCUCCUCAGCAAUCCUACUUUCCUCUAACAGGGUUUUGCGUCCCGGAGUGCACUGCCGUGGGAAUUCCUCCUGAAGGGAUUAUUAUAUUUGGAUCGCAAUUGCACACCCAUCUAUGUGGGUACCGGAUUUACACCAGACAUAUCAGGGACGGACGGGAGUUGGUUGAGGUGAAUCGAGAUAACCACUAUAGCCCUCAUUUUCAGGAGAUCAGACUUCUCAAACAACCAGCCCACAUUCUUCCUGGCGACGCUUUGAUCACGGAAUGCAUUUAUCACACGAUGGACCGAAGGAACAUCACCGUCGGAGGGGAGUCGAUAACGGAUGAGAUGUGUGUCAACUAUGUCCACUAUUACCCUGCCGUCAAUCUUGAAGUGUGCAAAAGCUCAGUUACCCUCAAUAACUUGAAUACAUUUUUUAGAUCACUAAAAGAAUGGGAAAAUCAAGACACAAGCGAAGAGAAAGGCGUGGUCGAGAACUUUAAUUCAAUUGAGUGGACACCGAUGCGGGCCCGCCUUCUCGAUGAGCUUUUCAAACAGAGCACAAUGUCAUUCUCCUGCAAUCAGAGCAACGGAGCUCGCUUUCCCGGCGAUUGGGAAAAUCUUCCGACCGUCCCCGUCCCCUAUGCUUUACCCCCGAAACCCCGCAAAUGCCUCAUCUAAGAGGAUCCACACUGAUGUUCUUCAUUCGGACCUUGAUGUGACACUUACAACAGCAUCACGAUGACCAAAGUCGAAAAAAUGUAUCUCCGAUCGAAACAUUACCAUCUUCACUCAUGCCUCUUUUUUUACCAAAAGAAAAUGAGAAACUAACAGUUUGGCCUCGUAAAUUUUCCUCAGUUCGUAAAAAACAAAUUUCAUCGGAUAUUUUGUCAGAGGCGGAUCCAGCCAUUUGGCAACACUGGAUUUCCGCUUUUUAAAGCUAUGCUAAGUAAUCGAUUCUUCUCGGAGCACCUGGCCCCUGCAAAAAUCGAUACAUUUCCAUAGGUAGGUUCAAAUGGAUCCCCCAUGAUUUGUGGUUUGAAAGAGAGCAGUGGAGGUUAGGAGUCGGAGAGCGCGAGGGAGUGCUGUAAAGCGACUUAUAUGUAUGUAGGUUCAAAUGGAGACAAGACAAUGUUGCCAAUUUGCUGGAUCCGCCAAUGUGUUCAGGUUUUCCUGGGGGAGGGGGCAUUCGCUACACCGCAAAGCAACUUUUCAAAAAUAUAUUAUUUCCUCUACUGACGUACAUUUGUAGGGAUAUGGAGGAUUAUGCACACAUUAAACGGAAAUUUGUAAACCUUUGUACUUAUAACUUGAUGGAUCUUGAUAUUCUGUCCAUUUAUUUUAAUUUGAGUCGUUAUUCCUUCAAUAAAGAAAUCCAUGUAUUAUUUA